Messenger RNA from Arthroderma uncinatum, 1008 nucleotides. RefSeq lists its product as uncharacterized. Lineage: Eukaryota; Fungi; Ascomycota; Eurotiomycetes; Onygenales; Arthrodermataceae. The transcript has a single exon. The record is from RefSeq and is a predicted model, not a curated record. The coding region runs from base 1 to 1008 and encodes 335 amino acids.
AUGGCCCGUCUCCUCCUGCUCAUCACGCUGGCCCUGCUCUGCCUCGCAUCCGCAGAGCCUCUCCGCCAUCGCCAGCUGCGUAAACACCGUCCGCGCGACGAGGACACGCCCGUCUUCUCGCUGCACAACCUCUCGCUGAAGCUCUUCCACAAGCGAGCUGUGCCCGCUGACCCUGUGCCCGUCGCCGCCGUCGUCGCUGUCGAGGAGGCUCGCUUCAAGCGCGUGAGGAGACAGAACACCGGCGACAUCACCACCUCGCCCACGAUACCACCUUCAAGUACGGCCAGUCCCAGUCCCAGUCCAACUGCUUCUCCCACUGCCUCUCCUACUUCUGGCCCGGAGUCUCCCACCGCGGCUCCCACGGACAACAGCUCAUCUUCUCCUGCAGGCACUCCCUCGCCUACCACGCCGACCUCUCCUACGUCUCCUACGAGUCCUACGAGUCCUACUGAUACGCCGACUGCUACGCCCACCGUCACUCCUACUUCUCCCACUGCUACUCCUACGACGCCGACCGAGACUCCUACUUCUCCUACCUCUCCUACUUCUCCCUCCGAGACGCCUACCAUCACGCCUACCGUUACUCCUACGACCACUCCUACGACGCCCACGACCACUCCUACCACGAGAGAGACGACCAGAGAGACAGACGGCACCACUCUCACGACCGAAACAUCUCCUACUCGCACCACCAGCUCGCCCUCCGAGACCUCUCGCCCAGCUACGUCUAGAGCCACCACGCCUACUACUACUAGGCCCCGUUCGUCUUCUACCUCUACCCAGGUCGGCACCACGACCGCGGCCGACGGCUCAGUGCACACCUACACCUCCGUCGUGGUCGUCUAUCCUACUCCCUCGGACGUGGGCAACGGUGGCGGCAACGGCUCCCCGGCUCCCUCGGCCACUCCGACGCUGCAGAACGGUGCGGCCGGUGUUUCGAGCGUGGGGCUGACCGGUGUCUUUGUUGCUGUUAUGGGUGGUGCUGUCGGUGUUGCUCUCGUUCUCUAG